UACCCGUUCGUCUUGCCCGACAUGAUCGGAGGCAACGCAUAUGUCAUCAAACCAAGCGCAGAAUUGUUUGUCAGGUGGGCUCAGGCAAACACUUUCAUGCCCAGUCUCCAGUUUUCUUUGCUGCCUUGGGACUUCGAUGAUGAGCAGGUAACGGAACUGACCCGCGCUGUGACGGCCCUUCACGCCGAACACACGCCCUACCUCCUCGAACUUGCGUCACAGACUAACCUCGGUCCCUCCCCCAUGCUGAGGCCUACGUGGUGGCUCUGUCCCACCGACGAGGACUGUCUCAUGGCCGAUCAGCGUGAGUACUAUCUUGUACUAUCUUGUUAUCAGUGAUUAGUUAUCAGUUAG
Molecule: messenger RNA, 354 nt
Organism: Penaeus indicus
Lineage: Eukaryota; Metazoa; Arthropoda; Malacostraca; Decapoda; Penaeidae
Product: myogenesis-regulating glycosidase-like
Exons: 2
Coding region: 22-339 (105 amino acids)
Source: RefSeq, a predicted model, not a curated record